Molecule: messenger RNA, 1290 nt
Organism: Anopheles stephensi (Asian malaria mosquito)
Lineage: Eukaryota; Metazoa; Arthropoda; Insecta; Diptera; Culicidae
Product: elongation of very long chain fatty acids protein AAEL008004-like
Exons: 2
Coding region: 159-962 (267 amino acids)
Biological process (GO): very long-chain fatty acid biosynthetic process; sphingolipid biosynthetic process; fatty acid elongation, polyunsaturated fatty acid
Cellular component (GO): endoplasmic reticulum membrane
Molecular function (GO): fatty acid elongase activity
Source: RefSeq, a predicted model, not a curated record
CCGCUUCACCUACCCAUCGGCUACUCAGUCGAAAAGUGUCCAGAGUGUCGAUACGGUGCCACGUGGCAGUGCCAGCAGUUGUGUGUUGUUUGUUUGGACCGAACGGGAUUCGGGAUCGGGGCAGCUAGAGCGCUAGCCUGCCAUACGUCCGCUCGACAAUGACGCUCGUUUGGGAACGGAUGUACGAUGUGUACCACGAGUACAUAGUGGAACGGCGCGACAUGCGCAGCGUGAAUCUACCGCUGGCCGGAACGCCCUGGCCGCUGAUGCUGGUGCUCGGGACGUACCUGUUUGUGGUGCUGCACGCCGGACCCAAGUUUAUGGCGCAGCGCAAAGCGUACGAUCUGCGCAAAGUGAUCCGUGUGUACAACAUCGCCCAAGUGUUGAUCAACAGUGUCCUGUUUCUGUGGAUCGUCAUUAAGAUGUUUAUCGUGUACCGGGACUACAACUUCUCCUGCCAGGUGUGCAACUACUCCACCGACUACCGGGGGCUGGAGGAGAUGUAUCUGAGCUACAGCUACUUCCUGCUGAAGGUGCUCGACCUCGCCGACACCGUGUUCUUCGUGCUGCGCAAGAAGCAGUCGCACGUGUCCUUUCUGCACGUGUACCACCACACGGUGAUGGUGAUCGGGUCGUACUUUGGCGUGCUGUACGUCCCGGGCGGGCACGCGAUCAUGCUCGGCAUCUGGAACACGCUCGUGCACGCGGUCAUGUACCUGUACUACUUCCUGUCGUCGUACGGCUCCCAGUACAGUGGCUGGUGGAAGCAGCACCUGACGCGCAUGCAGCUGCUCCAGUUCAUUCACCUCGCGUUCCACUUUGGCAUACCGCUGUUCUUCAAUCGCGAGUGCAAGUUUCCGCGGUUCUGGAUGGGGGUCGGGUUCCUGCAGGCCCUCGUCAUCCUCGCCCUCUUUAUGGACUUUUACAUUAAGUCUUACAUCGUGAAGCGGAAAAAGCAGUAACCCCCCCCCCCACCCGCCCGCACAGCAAGUCCAUUGACAUCGGGCUUUCUCUUCACUCGCCUCCCAUCCCUCGUUUCGUUGGCCGCAUAGGGCACAGGGACGAGGCGUCCGUAAAACACUCCGUAAGAAUAGCUAAUGCACGAACGAAGCAGCAGAACGAAUCAAACGUACAAAUUUAAGUUGUGAAAGUGUGUAUGUGUGUGUGUGUAACCGAUAAAGCAAUAAAAUCGACUGAUAUCAACGACAGAGCAGAGCGCAAAAAAGGGAAACGAUCGAUCGACCGAUCGUAUCGUCGUUUCAAUGUCAGCUUUUUGUAGGCAAAGCUAAA